CUGGUUUGCUGGAGCUACUUUUUCAUAAAACAACAGUGCUGUUGAAGCAAGCUUAAUCAUAUUCAUGACUUGCUAAAGUAUAUUAGAAGUUCACAACCUCAUUGUGCUGAGGCCUAGGUAGCAUGUGAUAGGUUUCUUGGUUUCUACUUUCUUGUCCCCAAUGCUUGUGCUUAAAAGUAAUCAUGCUAAUCUUGUCUCUUUCUCAUCUAAUGCUUAACGUUCCUUUCCUGAAAUCAAAUGUACAUGGCAAAGGAUCGAAGUUCUAUAUUCAGUUUUCAAUAUUUCUGUUACGUUGUGAUAAUCCUUUCCAUAUGCUCUAUCAUCUUAUCUCUGUCUUGGAGCCACUGUUGCAGCCAGUGUCAUUCAUCAUACCAAGCACUUGUACAAAAGCAAAACGUACCAAUCAACCUCCUUUCAUAUCCCUUUGCAUGGAACCAUCUUGUGUUCUCCUCAGAGCCACCUUCAAAGCUUCUUAAGAUAGCCCUUUUUGUCAGGAAAUGGCCACACAAGUCUCGUGCAGGUGGGCUUGAACGCCACGCCCUCACACUCCAUCUUGCCCUUGCUAAAAGAGGACAUGAUCUUCACGUAUUCACCACUUACACAGACUCUUCUUCGACCAACUAUUCCUUCAACAACUUACACUUUCACUUCUCCAAACCAUCACCUGCUGGUUACCUCGACCAAGCUUCAGUUUGGGAGCAGUUUCAAGCACAAAACUCAUCUGGUAAACCAUUUGACGUUGUUCACACGGAGAGUGUUGGACUUAGGCACACAAGAUCUCGAUAUGUUAGUAAUUUGGCCGUCACUUGGCAUGGGAUUGCAUACGAGACAUUUCAUUCUGAUAUCAUUCAAGAACUCCUUAGAACACCCCAGGAACCUCAGACAAAGGCUUUGACUGAAAGACCUGUAAAGGUUGUUGAAGAGGUCAAGUUCUUCCCAAAUUAUGCUCAUCACGUUGCCACCAGUGAUCAUGCAGGUGAUAUCCUAAAGAGGGUCUACAUGAUUCCGGAAGAAAGGGUCCAUAUUAUUCUAAAUGGUGUGGACCAACAGGUUUUCAGAUCAGAUGUUUCAAAGGGAAAUGAAUUCAAGAAGAGGCACGGAAUUCCGGGUUCAAAGUCAUUAGUGAUAGGACUGGCUGGGAGGUUAGUCAAGGACAAGGGGCAUCCUUUGAUGUUUGAAGCUUUGAAGCAGAUAAUUGCAGAAAACAGCAGUUUCCAAGAGAGUAGCAUGGUUGUGGUUGCAGGAGAUGGUCCUUGGGGUGCAAGAUACAGAGAUCUUGGGGCAAAUAUGCUGGUUCUGGGACCCUUGGAACAAGCUGAAUUGGCAUGUUUCUAUAAUGCUAUUGACAUUUUUGUAAACCCCACUUUAAGAGCACAAGGUUUGGAUCACACUUUGCUAGAAGCCAUGCUAAGUGGGAAGCCAGUGAUGGCUACUAGGCUUGCAAGCAUUGCAGGGUCUGUAAUUGUAGGCAACGAAAUGGGUUACACAUUUUCACCAACGGUGAGUGAUCUGAAGAAGGCUAUAUACGAGUUAUGGAUUAGUGGAAGAGAUGUUCUGAACAGGAAAGGUCAGGUUGCCAUGCAAAGAGGUUUGCAACUGUUCACUGCCACAAAGAUGGUGGCUGCUUAUGAGAGACUUUUUCUUUGCAUAUCAGGUUCAAUGCAUGAGAACCAUUUCUGUGAAUACCAACCAUGAGGUUAGUAAAUUAGUAUCAGAAUGUUGCUACUGAUGAGUGUUUUUGAGAAGUCAAACAAAUUAAUCAUUAACUAUACUAAGCUACCACCGUCCUCGCACAUGCUUACAUGAUAUCUUAAUUCUUAAGGAAGUUUCAUAGUUAAGCCUAGGCGACAAGCUUUUCCUUAGGUCACAAGCAACUACAACAACGAAAGUCUACUACCUUUCGUAAUGCUGAUCCUUGCACGUUACCACAACUUUUGAAACA
Vigna radiata var. radiata (mung bean) is the source of this 1942-nucleotide messenger RNA. RefSeq lists its product as uncharacterized. The record is from RefSeq and is a predicted model, not a curated record. Bases 238 to 1695 code for a protein of 485 amino acids. NCBI's taxonomy places the organism in Eukaryota, Viridiplantae, Streptophyta, Magnoliopsida, Fabales, Fabaceae. The transcript has a single exon.